Messenger RNA from Loxodonta africana (African savanna elephant), 1682 nucleotides. It is a transcript of the gene KRCC1, whose product is annotated as lysine rich coiled-coil 1. The transcript is spliced from 3 exons. The record is from RefSeq and is a predicted model, not a curated record. Bases 337 to 1110 code for a protein of 257 amino acids. Lineage: Eukaryota; Metazoa; Chordata; Mammalia; Proboscidea; Elephantidae.
CCUGCUCGGCGGCGGAGGCGGCGGCAGCGGCAGCGGUUGUUCCUGCCUCUCCGCCACCUCCACCCCGGCCUAGCUCCCGGCUGGCGGCGUUGGCGGGGAGGGGGACAGUAGUUGUAGACGCCCGCCCCUGCCUCAGAGAAGGAGAAUGGGAGUGGAGUAUUAGACAAAAAUAGAUUUUAUCAUCUCUGCAUCGUGAUUUUUGGCUCCCUGGUUGGUUACUGCACAGUCUCACCGUGUGGGAAGUUCAGCUGAAAAACUGAAGCAGUUAAUGAGCAAAUAUGAGGUUUCUCCACCAAGUUCUCAGCCUGAUAAGGAGAAUCCCUUGUUGUGAACCUAAUGAAGCAUUCAAAGAAGACAUAUGACUCUUUCCAAGAUGAACUCGAAGAUUAUAUUAAAGUGCAGAAAGCCAGAGGCUUAGAGCCAAAGACUUGUUUCAGAAAGAUGAGAGAGGACUAUUUGGAAACCUUUGGGUACGAAGAAGAGGUUGAUUCCAGACCCAGAUAUAGAAUGUCUGAUCAAAGACUCCCAUCUGAAACUGUCCAGACUUACCCAAGGUCAUACAAUAUUCCGCAAACAUUGGUAAACCAGUUACCUCAGCACCUACCAGCUCAUGAUAGCAGACUGAGACUAGACUCUCCAAGCUGUUGUCAACUCACCAGGGACUAUUCCUCAGAAAAACCAGUACCCCUGAACCGUAGUCAGCAAGAAUAUAAUUAUGGCUCAUACAGUGGAGAAUCUGCAGUUUACAAGCACCUCUCCUCAGAAAACAGUACCAGUGUCUAUCAAGCCAGUCAUAAACAGAUACAUCAGAAGAGAAAAAGGCACCCUGAGGAAGGCAGAGAAAAAGCAGAGGAGGAGCGGCCCAAACAUAAGAAGAAAAAAAGUUGUGAGGAGAUGGAUUUAGACAAACACCAGAGCAUCCGAAGAAAGAAAGCAGAGGUGGAAACAGUCAGUGUCAGUACAGAAAAGCUUAAGAAUCGAAAGGAGAAGAAAAGCCGAGAAGUAUCUUCUAAGAAAGAGGAACGUAAGCGUAGAAAAGAGAAAAAGGAUCAAGGCCAAGAAAGGACAGAGGAGGAAAUGCUGUGGGACCAGUCUAUCCUUGGAUUUUGAAGCUGUUUAGUUGGUUAUCCUGAGAUUGAAUUGAAAAAAAUAGUUGAGUAGUUUGGUCUCACAAGGUUCAUGUUCAUAUCCCUUAUAUGAACAGGUACUUUAACCUCUAACAAAGGCCACCUGAAUGGAAAGUAUUUAGUAUGCUUUAUUCCCCAACACAGAAAUUGCUUUUCCAUACUUUUUAAAAGCAUCAUUACAUUUUUUUUUAAUAUAUAAUCUCCCUUAAUGAGAAUGGCUCUGCUUUUUAUUCAUCAGAUUGCUAUGAUAGUGGAGUUAUUUUCCCUUUGGAGAUCAUUUACUUUAAACUGGAGGAUUCAUAGGCUUUGCAGAAUCUAUUUCUUGGUUGGGUUUGCUUUGGUUUUAGUGGGAUACUUUUUGGUUUUCUCUGUGAAGCAAUUUAGAAUGAUUAUUUCCUUUGUUAGCUCUAACUUGCUGUGUAUUUCCUAGGCUGGAAAUUGGAAAAUGAAAUGUAUUAUAAUAAUAAGCUUAGAUUAAAUAUAGUUUUAAAAGUUUUCAAAGAGUCCUGAUGCAAAUCAGCAUUUAUUCUGGAAAUGUUUAUAAUAAAGUGUUCU